UUAAUUUUAAUGGCUCACUCACAUUUCCACACGUACAGCUACAGCCUAUCAACCAAAUCGGCUUCUUGCUCUUGAGAUCUUCUUCUUCAUAAUCCCUACUAAUUAACUCAGCCUCAAUUAGCGCCCUUUUUACAGGAAAAGAAAAACCCUCAAAAACCCCAUUUCGCCGCAUGUUCUGAGCUCUUCCCCAGAUCCAAUUUCAACUCCACACCGAUUUUUUCUUUUGCACAAGACCCAUCACCAUGAUUCUAAGAAAACCCACUUACAGAUUCAUCCCUCUUGCCUUCACCCUCCUCUUGUUGUUCGGAUUCUUGGCCAUUGUUAGCUCAUCCGAGACCAACACAGUUGAAAAUGGCGAUGAAGAUUUCGAGGGUUUCGAGGAAUUGUUGGCAUUGGACGAAGAAGAAGAGAAUCAGCAGCAGGAUGGGGCUAAUUUGAGGACCUCGGAGGCAGAGGUAUUGAGUAAAGCCCAGAGGAUAGUUCUUGAGCUUAGUAAUGAUAACAGUGAGAGAGUGAUCCAACAAAAUGAGUACGUUUUGCUUCUGGGUUAUGUCCCCUGGUGCGCCAGGAGUGCGGAGCUUAUGCCCCACUUCGCCGAGGCAGCAAAUUCACUUAAGGAAUUGGGGAACCCCAUUUUAAUGGCGAAGCUUGAUGCCGAUCGCUAUCCAAAAGCAGCCUCUACCCUCCAAAUUAAGGGGUUCCCUACACUGCUUUUGUUUGUUAAUGGGACUUCUCAAGCUUACACUGGCGGAUUCACUGCGGAAGAGAUUGUGAUCUGGGUCCAGAAAAAGACUGGUGCCCCUGUUAUCAAUAUAAGCUCUUUGAACGAAGCUAAAGAAUUUCUAAAGAAGCACCACAUCUUUGUUGUCGGUCGGUUUGAGAAAUUUGAGGGGCCUGCAUACGAAGAAUUUUUUAAAGCAGCCUCAGAUGAUAAUGAAUUCCAGUUUGUUGAAGUGAGUAACGCUGAAGUUGCAAAGACUCUGUUCCCUGAUAUUAAACCCUCAAACAAUUUCCUUGGACUUGUUAAGGAAGAGCAGGAAAGAUAUACGAUAUAUGACGGAUCCUUUGAAAGGGAAAAGAUCUUACACUUUUUGGAGCAAAACAAGUUUCCAUUGGUCACCAGACUGACUGAAAUGAACUCUAUCCGAGUUUACUCCAGCCAUGUUAAACGUCAGGUUAUCAUUUUCACCAAUGACGAUGAAUUCAAGAAUCUCCUUGAGCCCCUUCAGAAUGUUGCAAGAAAGCUCAAGUCGAAGAUAAUGUUUAUAUACACAGACAUUGCAAAUGAAAAUCUCGCAAAGCCCUUCUUGUCAUUAUUCGGUCUCGAAGAAGCAGACAAAACUGUGGUUGCUGCUUUUGACAAUGGAAUGAGCUCAAAGUUUUUGUUGGAGUCAGAUCCGACCCCGAGCAACAUAGAAGAGUUCAGCAGAGGUCUUUAUGAUGGUACUCUGUCUCCUUACUUCAGAUCACAGCCAAUACCAAAUAACGAGGGGGCAAGCGUUCAGGUGGUUGUGGGAAGGACAUUGGAAGACCUGGUUUUGAAGAAUUCCAACAAUGUUCUAUUGGAGGUGCACACGCCAUGGUGUAUUUCCUGCGAGACAACGAGCAAGAAUGUGGAGAAGUUGGCCAAGCAUUUCAAAGAUUCCCAUAAUAUAGUUUUUGCCAGAAUUGACGCUUCUGCAAACGAACACCCUCAACUUCAAGUAGACGAUUAUCCAACUCUCCUAUUUUACCCAGCUGCCGAUAAAUCAAAUCCGAUAAAACUUUCGAGCAAGUCGAGCUUGAAGGAUUUGGCUAAGAACAUUGGCAAACGGUUGAAGUCUGAGGAGCAGCCUGAGGCCACUAACAAAGACGAACUAUAGAUAGAAACAACCAAGUUUUUACAUUUCAAACACAUCCAACUGAGGACCAGCAGCAACUACAAAUUAAUCAAGUUUCAAGGCAUACACACUGUAAUUGUCGUCGGAGAUUCUAAUAUUAUUACAUAAGUUUUAUGUAUUUUAAUACCAACGCCUGCCUUUGAAAUAAACUUAACUUACUAUCCUUCUUAAU
Momordica charantia (bitter melon) is the source of this 2052-nucleotide messenger RNA. Its product is annotated as protein disulfide isomerase-like 1-6. Gene Ontology annotation, biological process: protein folding; response to endoplasmic reticulum stress. Gene Ontology annotation, cellular component: endoplasmic reticulum. Lineage: Eukaryota; Viridiplantae; Streptophyta; Magnoliopsida; Cucurbitales; Cucurbitaceae. Gene Ontology annotation, molecular function: protein disulfide isomerase activity. The record is from RefSeq and is a predicted model, not a curated record.